This is a messenger RNA of Dimorphilus gyrociliatus, 932 nucleotides long. The record is from the annotation of a GenBank genome assembly. NCBI's taxonomy places the organism in Eukaryota, Metazoa, Annelida, Polychaeta, Dinophilidae.
AGUAGUUGAACGUUUCCAAAAUGGCUGAUGUUAACAAAUGGUUAGAAAUUUCAAAAGAAUGCAAAUAUCUUCCAGAAAAUGACUUAAAAAAACUUUGCGAUUUCGUUUGCGAACUUCUUUUAGAGGAAUCUAACGUACAGCCCGUGUCCACUCCUGUUACUGUAUGUGGAGAUAUUCAUGGACAGUUUUACGAUUUGAAAGAAUUAUUUCGUACUGGAGGCGAACUCCCUGAAACGAAUUAUAUUUUCAUGGGAGACUUCGUUGACAGGGGAUAUUAUAGUCUUGAAACUUUUACCCUUCUACUCUGCUUAAAGGCCAGAUGGCCAGAAAGAAUUACUUUGAUAAGAGGUAAUCAUGAAAGUAGGCAAAUCACUCAAGUAUAUGGAUUUUAUGACGAAUGCCAGAACAAGUAUGGAAAUGCUAGUGCUUGGCGAAGUUGCUGUAAGGUUUUUGACUUGUUAACGGUCGCCGCGAUCAUAGACGAACGAAUAUUUUGUGUACACGGAGGCCUUUCACCAGAUGUGAAGACUGUAGAUCAGAUUCGCUUGAUUGAACGAAACCAGGAAAUUCCACAUAAGGGAGCAUUUUGCGAUCUAGUAUGGUCAGAUCCUGAAGAUAUUGACAUGUGGGGGACCAGUCCUCGUGGUGCCGGAUGGCUAUUUGGUCGAAAAAUUACCAACGAAUUUAUUCACGCAAACAACAUAAAACUAAUAUGCAGAGCCCACCAAUUGGUUAAUGAAGGUUACAAGUAUAUGUUUGAUGAAAUGUUAGUGACUGUUUGGUCAGCCCCUAAUUAUUGUUAUCGUUGUGGUAAUAUUGCGGCGGUGAUGUCAUUCACUGAUUCAGAAACUAAAGACGCGAAGCUAUUUAAAGCCGUUCCAGACGAAGAAAGAAUCAUUCCGGAGCGAACAACUACACCAUAUUUUUUAUAA